Molecule: messenger RNA, 2046 nt
Organism: Camelina sativa (false flax)
Lineage: Eukaryota; Viridiplantae; Streptophyta; Magnoliopsida; Brassicales; Brassicaceae
Product: putative arabinosyltransferase ARAD2
Molecular function (GO): glycosyltransferase activity
Source: RefSeq, a predicted model, not a curated record
GUAUUAAAUUAACUAAAAUUUAAUUUGAACUUCAAACGUCGAUUUCCUCAAGACUUCGAAAACUCGUGUCUCGUGAAUAUGAAUCAGCUUUUUCUAUCUUCAUGAUAUUUAUUUAUCUUUCCCAAACGAACCUCAAUCUCUUCUUCUUCCUCUGGUACUUGUUAAGCUCUUUCUUUAGUCGAAGAAGAAGAAGAAGGAACUGUAAAAUUGGAAACGUUUACAAGAUGAAAGAUAGAUUAAACCCCAAAAUCAGAAAACCCAACAAUAAUAAUAAUUCAUCUUCCAAGAAGUUCACUAUUUCGUUUCUCUCUGUUUUCUCAGUCUUCCUCUUUGUUAACACCUUCUUCUACCCAAGCUUUUACUCUGAUUCUGACUCAGAUUCCCGAGAAAGUUUCGAUUCUUCGGGGAAUUCGAGUAAAACCAAGGUUUACAUGUACGACUUGCCGACGAAUUUUACUUACGGAGUUAUCGAGCAACACGGCUUAGCUCGCGGCGGUGAUAAGAAAAUUGAUGACGUCACCGGGUUGAGAUAUCCGGGUCAUCAGCAUAUGCAUGAGUGGUAUCUUUUCUCGGAUCUUAACCGACCCGGAAACGAACGGUUCGGGUCUCCAAUUGUCAGGGUUUUUGAUCCGGCUGAGGCGGAUUUGUUCUAUGUCUCUGCUUUCUCUUCGUUAAGCUUGAUUGUGAAUUCGGGCCGACCCGGUAACUCUGGAUCCGGGUAUGGGUACAGUGAUGAGGAGAUGCAAGAGAGUUUAGUAGGUUGGUUGGAAGGUCAAGAGUGGUGGAGGAGGAACAACGGGAGGGAUCACGUGAUUGUUGCAGGUGACCCGAAUGCGUUGAAACGGGUCAUGGAUCGGGUCAAGAAUGCGGUUUUGCUUGUGACCGAUUUUGGCCGGUUAAGAGCUGACCAAGGGUCACUUGUGAAAGACGUAAUCAUACCUUAUUCUCCUAGGAUUGAUGCUUAUGAAGGCGAGCUUGGAGUAAAGCAGAGGAACAACUUGUUGUUCUUCAUGGGAAAUCUAUAUCGUAAAGAUGGAGGAAGAGUGCGAGAUUUGCUUUUCAAACUGCUUGAGAAGGAAGACGAUGUUGUGAUCAAACAUGGAACACAAACAAGAGAGAAUAGGCGUGAAGCUAAACAAGGAAUGCAUACUUCUAAGUUUUGUCUACAUCCAGCUGGCGAUACUCCUACUGCUUGCAGAUUAUUUGAUUCAGUUGCCAGUUUAUGUGUUCCGGUGAUUGUAAGUGAUGGCAUUGAGCUACCUUUUGAAGAUGUUAUAGACUACAGAAAGUUCUGUAUUUUCUUGAGGAGUGAUGCUGCGUUGAAACCGGGGUUUGUGGUUAAGAAGCUGAGAAAAGUGAAACCAGAAAAGAUUAUUAAGUACCAAAAGACAAUGAAAGAGGUUAGGCGAUAUUUCGACUAUACGCAUCCAAAUGGAAGUGUGAACGAAAUCUGGAGACAAGUUACUCAGAAGAUACCGCUAAUCAAACUGAUGAUCAAUCGAGAGAAGCGCAUGAUCAAGAGAGAAGGAAGUGUCCCACAAUGUUCUUGUUUAUGCUCAAACCUGACCGGGAUCAUCCAUGGUGUCUAGUAGGUUUUUAAGCCUUUCGCAAAACUGAUCCAAGUACAGUAAGUACAUUAUCUAUUCAGGACUUACUGGAUCCCACAAUGGAUUAACAAGCGAGCUCACUAUUAAUGAUGAAUCAAGGACUGGAAGGACAAAGAAAACGUUUCCUAACCCAAGCUAUGAAUGACGCUGUUGCCUGGUGAAACUUGGUGUUGGUGGUUUGUUCUGAUCGACCUUAUCCUAAAUUUGCCAGACAAGAUCAGAAUAACGGAAGCAUAAGAUCCACUUACAGGUCUGGAAAUUUUUCCUAUCAGGGAAAAGCAGAGGAGAAUUAGUUCACAGGACUGGCAGAGUAAAACAGGACAGCUCUUUUUUUUUUUGUUCUAUAUGGUAGUAAAUAACAAAUUAUACAUAGAUGUAAUGUACAACCAAAUAGUGUGAACUGCUUUAAGGUUGUGAAUACACUUUGUACAUUUGACUA